Messenger RNA from Bradysia coprophila, 2220 nucleotides. RefSeq names its product Cytochrome P450 49a1 (gene Cyp49a1). The record is from RefSeq and is a predicted model, not a curated record. NCBI's taxonomy places the organism in Eukaryota, Metazoa, Arthropoda, Insecta, Diptera, Sciaridae. Gene Ontology annotation, molecular function: monooxygenase activity; iron ion binding; heme binding.
GUCGCUAUUUAGUCGGCUUUCGGUUCGUGCGCGGACAAUUUUAAAAUAAUUUUUUCAUUCUUCAAAAACUUAUUGUUAUGAUUAUUUUUCCAAUGUGUAACCGAACAUACUCUUCAAUGAAUGUUUUAUAUUACCUAAAUGCUUAACCGAACAUACAACCAUAAAAUUACAUGAAUAAAAUUCGUUUUCUUUUCGCAAAUCAGUGAAUAUCAUCGAAGUGGAUAGCACUUUUUUUUCGCUUUAUAUGAACGAAUUGUGUAAACUGUAAAACUGAAAUUGUGGAUCGAAAUUGAAAGUGCCUUUGUAUAGUGAUUACAUGACAAAAAAAAAAGUGUUUAUAACUCAAGUUUUGAUUGACACGAUGCAGUUCGAACCGUAUUACAUACGUUAAAAAUGCCAGUGAUACAAAAUCAAUAAUUAUAUUACCGUUUGGAAAACAAUUUAAUUAACUUGAGUCUUAGAACAAAAAUGGCAGCUCGCGCAACAAAUGCACUCGUCAAACGUGCCUCAUUUUCAUCGGCCGUUAACGUUCUACCAGCAGAGUUAAGUGAAAUCGAACCCGAUGUCAUCAACAAUAGAAUACACAUUGAACAUGAUUUUGCACCAAAACCAUAUAGCAGUAUUCCCGGUCCGAAAGAAUGGCCACUUAUUGGAAAUUCAUGGCGAUUUGCACCGAUUAUUGGACAAUAUCGGAUACAAGAUCUCGACAAAGUGAUGAACUCAUUGCAGAAACAGUAUGGAAAAAUUGCCAAAGUCGGUGGUCUGAUUGGACAUCCGGAUUUAUUGUUUGUAUUCGACGGUGACGAAAUACGCAAAGUUUUUAAGCGCGAGGAAGUCUUGCCACAUAGACCUUCAAUGCCGUCAUUACAUCACUACAAGUCACAUCUUCGCAAAGAAUUUUUCGGUGAUACGGCCGGCGUCAUUGGAGUACAUGGUGAAAAAUGGGAUACAUUUCGGGCUCAAGUUCAACAUGUUAUGUUACAGCCGUCAACAGCACGAAAGUACAUUGGACCGUUAAAUGAAAUUGCAAACGAUUUUAUGGACAGAGUACACGAAAUGCGAGAUGAAAACAACGAGUUACCAGGUGAUUUUCUGCACGAACUGUACAAAUGGGCGUUGGAGUCGGUUGGACGUGUGGCUUUGGACACGCGAUUGGGUUGUGUAAGCAGAGAAGGAAAUGACGAAUCGAAGCGUAUUAUUGAUGCAAUCAAUACGUUUUUCUGGACCGUUGCUGAAGUGGAAUUACGUAUGCCCGUAUGGAGAUUCUAUAAAACAAAAGCUUAUCGAAAUUACAUCGGAGCGCUGGACAGUUUUCGAGAACUCUGCAUGAAACACAUCGAUAUCGCAAUGGAGAACAUGAAAAGGGAUAAGGAGAAAUAUCGGGACGAAGAACACAUUUCAAUAAUUGAACGGAUUGUUGAUAAAACUGGUGAUCCGAAGAUAGCGGCUGUUUUAGCUUUGGACUUGUUCUUAGUUGGUGUUGACACGACAUCAGUAGCAGUUACGUCAACAAUCUAUCAAUUGAGUCAGAAUCCCGAAAAACAGGAAAUGCUCUUCAAAGAACUGCAAGGAAUUUUACCCGAUCAUAAUGCACCGAUUGAUACAAAAAUUUUGGAGAGGAUGCCGUUUCUGCGAGCAUGUAUUAAGGAGACCCUAAGAAUGUAUCCGGUUGUCAUCGGAAACGGAAGAAACCUUCAAUCGGAUGCUGUGAUAGGCGGAUACAACGUUCCUAAAGGCACUCAUGUCAUUUUUCCACACUUGGUUGUAUCGAAUUUGGAAGAGUAUUUUCCCGAGCCACAAAGAUUCUUGCCGGAACGAUGGAUUAAGCGAGGUGAAGUUGCUGAUGUAGCACUCUGUCCACAUGCUGGCCAAAAAAUCCAUCCGUUCGUGAGUCUACCAUUCGGUUAUGGCAGACGAAUGUGCAUUGGCCGUCGUUUCGCCGAAAAUGAACUUAACAUAAUCAUCGCAAAGCUUUUUAGAAAAUACCAAAUUGAGUACAACUAUGGGAAACUUACGUACAAAGUAAGUCCGACAUACAUACCGGAACAACCGCUAAAAUUUAAACUAACUGAACGACAGCAAUAAGCAUAUUUACGAUAAGGAAUGUGUAAUGAGUAUGCGUUCGUAAAAUUGUACGGUUUUACCUAUCAGAUAACCGAUACAAUGUAAAUAUUGUAUAGAAACCAAUUUAUAGGAAUAAUAAACGAAAAAAAAAAUGAA